This is a messenger RNA of Zingiber officinale, 1458 nucleotides long. Its product is annotated as transcription factor PCF5-like. The record is from RefSeq and is a predicted model, not a curated record. Bases 83 to 1261 code for a protein of 392 amino acids. The transcript has a single exon. Gene Ontology annotation, biological process: regulation of secondary shoot formation. Gene Ontology annotation, molecular function: DNA-binding transcription factor activity; sequence-specific DNA binding. Gene Ontology annotation, cellular component: nucleus. NCBI's taxonomy places the organism in Eukaryota, Viridiplantae, Streptophyta, Magnoliopsida, Zingiberales, Zingiberaceae.
AGAAUAUUCAAUGUAUAUUUAUGUAACAGUAGGGGCUUUCGAAUCGACUGCCUCGGCUUCGUCUUCAGAGCAUGCGGAGUGAAUGGGAGACGAGCAUAGUCACCGCGGAGGCCUCGGCUUCUAUCAGCUCCACCUGGGUCAUCGCCGGCAGCAGCAGGGGGCGCCGGCUUACCCGAGGUCGGGAAGGCUGAGGGGCUUCGGCGGGGAGAUUGUGGAGGUCGAAGGAGGCCACAUUGUGCGGUCCACCGGGCUGAAGGAUCGCCACAGCAAAGUGUGCACGGCCAAGGGCCCCCGCGACCGCCGCGUCCGCCUCUCCGCCCACACUGCGAUCCAGUUCUACGACGUGCAGGACCGGCUUGGCUACGACCGCCCCAGCAAGGCCGUCGAUUGGCUCAUCGAGAACGCCAAGGACGCCAUCGACCAGCUCGCGGAGCUCCCCGCGUGGACUCCCACCCCGAUCGCCGUCGACGCGGCGGCGACAUCUUUUUCCGUCGUUGCUCUGCAACCCUGCGAUUCCUCUGCUUCGGAGCAGCCUACGGAGGAGUCUGACAAGAACAGAUUUGGGGUCGAUGAGCCCCCAGCGACUGCUGCCUUCGGCUUCGAAGGCGACGGCAGUGGGAGCAGUGGUUUCCUCCCGCCUUCGUUCGACAAUAACGCGAUUGCGGAUACGAUCAAAUCCUUCUUCCCAAUGGCGGCCGCCGCCGCCAGUGCUACUUCGCCGUCCUCCAGCACUCUUGCAAUUGGUUGCCAACGCUACCCUCCGGGCCUUCAAGACCUCCGCCUCUCUCUCCAAUCCUUCCAAGAUCCGAUCUUUCAACACUCUCAGCCCAGCCACCACCACCACCACAGUCCGACUCCUUCCGCACACGAUUCUCUACUCGCCGGUUCCGCUCACUCAUUAGGCUGGGUCGAACAGAACCGGCAGAUGGCGUCGUGGUACAUGCCCGAGUCGAGCGGCGGCGGCGGAUUCGGAGAAUUUCUUUUCUCCGUUCCGCCAACGCAACCUGCGCCGCCUCUCCCGACGCUCGGCCAGAGCCAGCUUUUCUCUCAGAGGGAACCCCUUCAGUCCAGUAACCCGCCCUCGGUCCGUGAUUGGUCAGAACUGGAGCUCCAGAUGCACCCGGUGCUCCAUUCCUCGAUCUCUCCCAUCGGAUUCACCUCCGAAGCUGGCAUUUUGCGAUUCUGCAUCCCAACGCGGAUUCAGGCCGAAGAGGAGCACGGCAGCAUCUCAAACAGGCUGCCCUCUACUUCUCGCCAUUGAUGCAGGGGAAGCAAGAGAACAAGACCACCAUCUCGCAGGUAAAUUCCAGCCGCUUCCCUGUCGAUUUACUAAAGUUGCUAUCUUUUUCGUCGAUUGCUUCGUUCUAGUGUAUGUGUGUAGUAUAUUUUGGUCUUUCGAGGCCCAUGCAUUGUCUGUCCUGAUUGCUCGAACUACUUCUACUCGUGAUGUGAUAUAUU